GAAUUGCAGCGGAACAAAUGUAUUCUUGCUCUUAGUAUGCUUCUAAUUUGCAGCUCCAUGUUCAUCGCGUCUCUAUCCCCGUAACUACUUCAUCAAUGUUUUAUGACAAGUCGUAUUCUUUUUAGCCUUACCCUUCGAAGGAACCCAUCGAUCAAUCUGUCCUACCUAGGUGAAACUUAAAUCCCAAAUCAUGGCCGGGAACAAAAAGCGCGGCACCGGAAAGAGCAAGGGCUUUUUCAAGAAGGCCGGCAAGAACGGAAAGAAGAAAAAGACCAAAAAGAAGCUGGACCGCGAGGAUUUGUUACACAAAAAGAUCGAAGGCCGGGAAAAGGAACUCCAGCGGAUCGAAAAGAAAAUCGCCAAGGAGGACCGCAGAUUGCAGCGGGUCGCAAAAUAUCCUGUGCAAAAGUAUCGUACUCGUAGUAAUCGCAGUCAUGCAUUACAAAUCUUUAUCAGGGUCUGGGCGGCUCGAAGCAGAACGAGCAGCACAAGCGGGAGACAACACAUCCAAAGGUGGGGAUGGUCUCAGGUCGUUCAGGUCCGCCAAGGGUUGCGUCUCGCUAUCAGGGUUUCGCCAACUCCGCGGGGGCGUUGCGGGUAUCUCCCUAAAACACCAAAACCGGCACAAAUUGGGCCGGCAGUCCGGGUAAUUGCUCACCAGCCGAUUUGUAUGGCGGAAUAAGGUGCUCGACGAACGAAGAAAUAAGCAUGUAAUUAGCACCUCCGGUUGGUAGAGCGAUCGGCUACCGAGGCACGUCAGGGGGCGUCGCUACUUCAAUUCAAUUCAAAAGGCAAAACAGCAUGACAAAUUCCAUUUGUCAUGCUGAGCUAAUUUGUAUUGCAAUUAGUACUAGUACGAUACUUUUGCAAUUCAUACAAAAGACAACGACCCUUUAACAUCCGGGGAAGAGGAUGCGGAGGAUGUGGAGGAAAAGACACCGUACGAAAAGUUGCUGGAAAGCAUGAAGGGGCAACAACAUGGAACUAUGUCGAACAACACUGACGGGGAUAAUUCUGACUCGGAACAAGAUUUGUCAAGCGCUGAUGAAGAUGAGGACAUGGAUAUGGAAGACGUCGAGGAUAGUGACGAGAAAAAGCUCGGCCGCCGACGCGCAACGAAAUCGAACAGAACUGGAGGCGCAGAAGAUGUUGAACCUGUUGAGGAGGAGGACAUUAUGGAAUCUGCGUCAGACAUCGGCGAGGAGGAGGAGGAAUUUUGUUCCGAUGAGGAAAUGGUUUCUGAUUCUGGUGAUGAAGCAGGCACAGAGAAAAGCAAAAAAGGCGACGACAACAAGGAUGAAGAAUCAGACGCUGAUAUCUCCCUUGACGAAGACGACCCGGAUCAGCAGGCAGCGGUCCGCCAGCGAACGCUGCACGGCUUGUCUGACGACGAAGUGAGCGAGGACGAGGUGUUGGACGAGGAGGAACAAAGAACUCUUCUGGCAGAUAACUGUCCCGCCGCGGGUAGAAGAAGUAGCAAAAACGCGCAAGAACAAGAGCAAACCGACAAGGACCUUCACAACCACUACGGUUCCUUCGGACUGGCUAAUGUGGAAUCCCAGGUUGACUUCACAACCGUACAGAAAGAGAAGCUGGCCGGGAAGGGGUUCGGCACUAGUACUGUGUCCUUCACUUACGGGCAGAAGGACAAGGCCGGGCGCGAUCUGGCAAAGUACUGCGGAGGUGCGGCGAAUAAAAGUACCACUACGAGUCCAAACAAGGACAAGCAAGAGAUGAAGAAAAAACAACUAUCAUGUUCACCAGCCAGUUCUUUCACCCAACAUUCCGAGCGCGGCUACACCCGUGCCUUGAAGGGAAACGACAAGGAGUUUGUGGAACGAUGGAGUUCCAGAGAACACGCGGCUUUCCACCAUUUGAACAGGUAUCAGGACGUGGUGCUCCCAACCCACACUUUCGCCAACAGCAGAACGGUCCGGAGCACAUACAUGACGCACGUGGUGAAUCAUGUGUUGAAGGCCCGGGAAGAGGUUGUUGCGAACAACACGAAGAUUGCGAAGCAACAGAAACAAGCGGAGGAAAAGGAAAACAACAACGACGACGACGAAAACGCGUCUUUCCUCGAAUCCGCGCGCGACCAGGGUUUCUGCCGCGCCAGGGUCUUGAUUCUCUGUUCCUAUCGGUCAGUCGCUUUCGAGCUGGUGAAGAUGCUGGAAGCGCUCUGUCCGAAUGCGAAGCAGGUCUUGAAGCAGUCGAAAUUCGAUGAGCAGUUCGCCGAAGGGCCGAAUGAGGAUGUAGAACAGCAAAUAAACGACAGCACGACGUCGACCAAAAAACCCAAGUCCUCUUCUUGGACCAACGACACCGCAAAAGACCUGCAGCACUGCUUUUCGGGGAACAACGACGACAAAUUUCGCGUUGGCGUCUCAGUUUCCAAAAGAGCACUGAAGCUGUUCACCCCCUUCUACCAGUCCGACAUUCUGAUUUGCUCCCCCCUAGGGCUGCGGCUCAUUAUCGGCGCCGAGGGCGAGUCCGCGAAGCAGCGCGAGUACGAUUUCUUGUCCUCGUUGGAGUGCGUCGUGCUGGAUCGGGUUGACAUCUUGAAGUACCAGAACUUCGACCAUGUACUGGACGUGCUGAAGAUGUGCAACAAGAAACCGAAAAAAUUACCGGAAAACUGCGACAUCGGGAGACUCCGGGAGUGCUUCGCACUGAACGAAUCCCGACUGCUGAGGCAGACGAUCGUCACCAGCAACGGGAAUUGCCCCGAGCUGAACGCUUUACUGGUCAGCGACAAAGCGGACGACGAAGCGGAUGAACUUGAUGUUGCACGAGCGGGGAAAAAGAACAAGAAGAAUCGCGUCAUGUCCAAAAACUACGAGACCGCGACUGAAAUAUUACUCACCGGUGGUAAGAACAAAAUGGAAGAAAACGACGCGACAACCCUAGUGCCCUUCAGAACGAACUUUCGCGGCGCGGUGAAGUUUCCCGCCGCAUUGGAGAAUGCCGGCGAGGAACUGAUUCACUACGCACGGGAGCAUUUUGCGAUUGAAAGGCAUAUGUUCCUGGUGGUGAAAGGGAACAGCAAAGACUCGUCUUCCUCUACAACAAUUUCCAAGCAGAACAGAGCGCUAAAAAAGCAGCUGCAAGACGUCGAGGACACUCCAGCCGAGGACACGCCUUUGUUUAAGCAGUUUCAGAAGCAGUUUUGGCGGACCACCGGGACGGAAAUGGAAUAUUUGGUCAUCGUCGUCUCUGGCAGCGGGUACCGGUACUGCGAUUUCUUCCGAAUAAAACGAUUUUUCGAGGAGGAAGGCGUGGACCACGUCGCGCUCGAUGAGUACGCGGAGUGGCUGAAAGUGAAGGAGGCCCGGAUGGAGUUCAACAAGGGCAAUCUGCGGGUGUUGCUGUUAACCGAACGAUUCCUCUUUUACCACCCGGAGUUCGACAUCAAGAACGCGCAAAACCUCUGCUUUUUUGGCACCCCGGAGAAAAGCUACAUGCUGGGCCUGUCCUGGCUGUCCCCGUAUUCGAAGACAAAAGACAUGGCUUUGGUGCCGGCAGCCGCCUUCACUUUGGUGGACCAAGAAAACGACGACUGCGCGCUGGAGAGAAUUUUGGGGACGGAAUUUGUCAGAAAAAAGUUCAGAAAAGUCGACUCGACUGCGAAAAUGUUUACGUUUUCAUAAAAGAAAAAGAUGACAGACAAAACGCCGGAUUCGGCUUCUGAACUUUUCAUCUGCGAUAACAUUUACCGCACUCAACCACGUUGGCUCGACGUUUUCUUUUGCACGAGGACGAUCAUUCAUCUUCAGUCAUUGCACUACCGCCGCGGAGAACCAAAAAACGCAUAAUUACUUAUUCCGAU
Messenger RNA from Amoebophrya sp. A120, 3826 nucleotides. The record is from the annotation of a GenBank genome assembly. Lineage: Eukaryota; Dinophyceae; Syndiniales; Amoebophryaceae.